Molecule: messenger RNA, 3580 nt
Organism: Alosa sapidissima (American shad)
Lineage: Eukaryota; Metazoa; Chordata; Actinopteri; Clupeiformes; Clupeidae
Product: thymic stromal cotransporter homolog
Exons: 5
Coding region: 289-1569 (426 amino acids)
Biological process (GO): transmembrane transport
Cellular component (GO): membrane
Molecular function (GO): transmembrane transporter activity
Source: RefSeq, a predicted model, not a curated record
AUGACGCCAUCAACACACUCUGGCUGUCUGGUUCUGGUCUCACGCUCUUCUCUUUUCAGACACGGAAACAUAAUGCCGUAGACCAAAGGGUGUGCAAAUUGUAUUCGGAUAGCUAGGACUUGAUGACUUGAAGCUCUAUGCUACACCUGGCAGAAGUUGUCGCCAGAAUAAUUACACCAGAAGAAAAACAAUGUCGGAUAGGAAGGUUUAAAGGGACGGUUGCUGGAAGUUAACAAAGCUCUCGUGAAUAGAAUUCCGUUUUUUUGUUUGGGUUUAUAUCUGGUGAAGAUGGCAGUCUUAAAUUAUAAUGUCAGGAUGUACAUUGAACCUGUUGUGUUGUGCGCACAGGUGGCCAGUUCAUUUUACGACACCGGUCUGCAGUCGGUUGUCAAAGAACGAUACGAAAAUAAUCCGAAUUUCACCGACACUGGCAGUCAACAGAAGGCUAUUUCAAACUUCUACAUGAUUUACACUAUGGUGGGAAAAUUCGUUCCAAUUAUACCUGCUAUUAUUUUAGCCAAAUGUGGAGACAGGGGGUACAGAAAGUUACCCAUAGUUGUUCCUUUGAUCGGUUACUUCAUCGCCAGGAUGUUUCUUGUUUUCGUAAUCGUGUUCAACUGGCCUCUUGAAGUUAUGUAUGGGGGAGCGGUGGUUCACGGCUUGUGUGGCGGUUUCUCCUCGUACUGGGCUGGUGUGAUGGCUCUGGUAUCCCUAAGCACGUCUGAGGAGGAAAGGUCCCCGCGCAUAAUGCGAAUGGAGCUAGUCUAUGGUUUAGCGGGGCUCGUCGGGAGUCUGGCGUCCGGUCAUCUUUUCCAGCUGUACACGGUCAAGCUAAAAAGUGGUGUCAUUUUGGUUGGACUAAGUGUGGCGCUUUAUGUCUUCUGCCUUUUAUAUUCAACAUUCGUGCUUCAGAUUGCUUGCUCAGGUGGAACCAGCCAGCGCCGUGAAAGUGUAGGCAUAUUGGAACGAAGUUAUAGAAACACCACUAACAUUGCGCUCCUGUUUGCUGGAGCGAUCUUAUAUGACGUUGCGGUCGGGGGAGGCAUGGAAAUCUUGGUGUCGUAUGUAAUGAAAGAGCCGCUUAACUGGGACGCAAAGCAGAUAGGGUACGGCAACGCUGCAGGAUUUGUGAUCUUCAUUACAAGUUUUUUGGGAGUGAAAUUGUUUUCCAGAUGCUUUAGCGAUGCGUCCUUGAUUAUGAUCGGGAUGGUGUCGUUCUGUUCCGGGAUUUACUUCAUGGCCUUCGUGACCUCGACGUAUAUGUUCUAUUUGGCACGGUGCCUCACGUUGUUUGCACUGAUUCCCAUGCCAACGAUACGCUCUCUACUAUCUAAGCAGGUGGAAGGGUCCUCGUAUGGUGUAACCCUGAUUGCGCUUCAGCUUUCCUUCAAACUGAUCAGUCUGGCUUACACCCCCAUCUACACCAAAGUGUACCAGGCCACUCUCGACGUCUUCCCUGGGUUUGUCUUCACCUUGUCCAGCAUCAUCACGUUUGUGGCCAUGGUUCCGAUAUGCAUUGUUGGAUGCAGAACUGCACAUAGGACCUAUGAAAGGAUUGAAGGAAAUUAAGGAAGGACUAAGACAUUCUCCUCGUUCAUCAAUGUGAAUGCAUGUGAAGUCAGGAACAUAUUUCACUUCUAAGGACCUAAAAGGGAGAGAUUGAAUUAAUAGUAAACAACAGUUGACUACUUUCAAAUUGUUUGCAUAUGUGUGUAUACUGUAAAUAUUUGUUUAUGUUCUCAAUGCAUUUUUUCAUUUUCUGUGUUGCCACUGCCAGUGACAGUGUAUGUGUUGUUGAAUAGUUUACUUUGUGUAAAUAAUGCAUGUAAAUGUUAAAUGUUUAAAUGUUUCCAUUGUAUUGGGGGUGCCUGGAAUGCCAUCUGGGUUCACAUACCAUAUGUCUUACAAAAGUGACUGGGGGCUUUAUUUUACUCAGAAAGCAUAUGCAUACGACACAGAGAUACUAUUUUACACACUUUGAUAGGGAGAGUCAGCUUGCAUAUUGGUAUUGUUGAAUUUAAGUCAAAGUGGUACAAAAUGUAUGUAAUGCUUAAGUAAAAUGCACAUUAUACAGACCGACCAAAAAUUUUACUCACUGCCCGCAUGAUCUGAGACCCAGUUUUUAAUUGAAUCCUGGCUUUUGAUUAUAGGACAAAUAUCCAGCAUUGUCAUGAGAGCUUUUCCAUUUCUUGUUGUCAAUAGUGAUAUAUAGUGAUAUUUAUUAUCUGACAGGAGCAAAAAUGCAAAUAUAUGAAUUGUUUCUAUUUAAUGUUUUGAUAAAGAUGAUAUCAUGGUCACAUACCUAUAACAUGUAUUGUACCUUGGCCACUUACUGACCUUGCCCUAAAUUUUAACGCCAUUGCCUGAGGAUUUAUUUUUGUACAGGCAACUUUAAUGGGCAUGAUACUCAAAGGUGGCAUUAUUACCUAGAUAGCACCCGGACUGUGAUUGCAUGGAGUUAGACUCAGGACUAGCUGUGGGAAAUAGAGAUGAGUAGCCUGGGUGAACCAGACAAGCCUGCAGACUGGUCUGGAAAGGAGCCCAUCGACAUCCGUUUCCAAAUCACCAAAAACCCAGGAACGUGUAUUGUCUUUGGAACUGAGUAAACACCUGCAUUUAAAACCCUUGUUUACAAGAAAAAUGUGUUUGCUGCACAUUUAAUGUAGUAAGAGUUUAAUGCAGCAAUGUUAGUGUAAUCACUGCUGGUUACACACAUAAGUUGUAAAACGGGUAGUUCAGAAAACGGGUGUCAAUGGGCUCCUUUCCAGAGGGAACUGCAGAGCAAUUCAAAUGAGCUAACAGGUUUGUCUAGGUUCACACAGGCUAGAGAUGCGGAGGCCUGCUAAACCGACUUGAAGUGUUGAACAUAGUGAAGAAGUGUUUCAUAUCAAAUAUUUAUAACCACACAAUUUCAUAUGAUAGCAUUUAAAAAUCAAUGUUACAACAUAGGUACUUGUUAACUUAAACAGUGAAUGACAGGCGUUACAGAUCUUUAAAGUGCUUUGAUUACAACCAAGCCUGAGGCAAAGCAAACAGAUUACUCUCGGUUUCAGUGUAACGGCAUUCCAGUCUAUAUUUAUGGCGUCCACUAUGUAAACCCAAGUCAAUGGCCAAGGCCUGAUACUGACACCAAAGUAGCUACUGACACCAAAUGCUGAUAGGAGAAUAUUAUGGUUUACUGGUAAUAAUAGUACAUUUAAAAUAAUUUCUGUGCUUCAUAUUUUAAUUCCUGGCAUCAUCAGUUUAAUCAUGUAAAGACGUAAUUUCUCUAGGCCUACCUCAUGACUGAUUUAUGCUGACUUCACUGCCUGCCUGAUAUCUAUUAUAGGCUAUGCCUUUUUGACUGUCCGUACUAUUUCAAACACUGUGAUAGGGUGAUUCAGUUUCCAUAUUGUUAUUGUUGAAUUUAAGUCAAAGUUGUACAAAAUGUAUGUAAUGCUUCAGUAAAAUGCACAUUUUACAGGCCGACCAGAAUUGUAUUCACCGCUCGCAUGAUCUGAGAUCACUCAUCAGACUUUAUUGCCAGAGACUGCCACUUCUUGAACUUACAUAUAGGCUGAAUUAAAACCUCAAAUCCUUG